AGGUCUUACCUCAUACCAUACACAAAUAUUAAUUUGAAUUGAAAGUUAAAACUUAACAGAAAUUUAAAAAUGGCAGAAAUAUAGGAAAAUUUUUGAACACUUGGCAUAAGGGCUUUUUUACAUAGAACAAAAAGAAUGAAUUAAAAAUUGAUAAAAUGAAUUUUAUCAACAUGAAAAAUGACUGCUCUUCAAAGACACCAUUAAGAAAAAGGAAAGGUCAGCCACAAACUGUGAGAAAAUACUUGCAAUAUAUACGCCUGACAAUUGAUGUAUAUGUAGAACAUAUACAGAAGUUAUCCAACCAGCCGAUGAGCACUUGAAAAGCUACUCGGCAUCAUUAGUCAUCAGUGCAACGUGUAUUAAAUCUAAAAUGAGACACCACUACUUACCCAAUGGAAUGGCUAAAGUUAAAAAGAUAGAAAUGUCAAAUAUUCCUGUGAACACGGAUGAGGUGGAAUAUUCAUGUACUUCAAAUGGAAAUGUAGCAGGUAAAAUAUACUUGAAAAACAGUUUAGUGGUAUCUUAUGAACUUACACAGGAACUUUAUAUAAAAUUGAGCAGUUUCUUCCCUAAGUGCUUAUUUACCCAAGAGAAAUGAAAUCAAAUAUUUUAACUUAGGAGAAAAUGGUUCUUGUUAAUGUAUGCAACUAUAUAUAUAUAUAUAAAAAAAACUACAUAGUGGAGGAAAAAAAAUACAGUGGUGUGUGUUUGUGGGUGGGUGUGUGUGUGUUCCUUUUAUGAAUACUUCUUGCUCUUUUCUUAAGUGAUAUUUCAACAAGAGGUACAUUUUUUUUCAUGAUGAGUUAUCAAGCAUAAACAGGAGAAGGCAGGAAGGAUAGGACAACCUGUUGUCAUUUUAAUCCAGGGAAAAUGAAAUAUAGUGACUGGACGGCACACAACAACAAUGCCUUCAAAACCAAAAAAACAAACCCCGCUGCCCUAGAGUCAAUUCGAACUCAUAGCGACCCUGCAGGACAGAGUAGAACUGCCCCGUAGCGUUUCCAAGGAGCACCUGGUGGAUUCAAACUGCUGACCUCUUGGUUAGCAGCCGUAGUACUUAACCACUAUUGCACCAGGGUUUCCACACACAUAAAUAAAAUAUAUGUCUAUAAUAGGUAAAUCUGCACCUCUUUCGUGCCUUUGCUGACCUUGAUCUUCUCAUAAUUCAAAUUCAUCUAAGCUAAGAAGUUUUGGGAACUGGACUGAUGAGGUAUAAUUCCCCUCUGAUAUAAGUGUCUUGUUGAGAUCAAAGGUGGAGUUGUUUGUCUAAAAAGGGAUGGCUUUUCAACUGCAAUUACUUCUGAUAUAGGACAGAACAUCUCUAUAACUCAAUGUUUGGAUCAGGACAAGAAAAACAAUUCUUGCUUUUAAACAGGCAGAAUUUAGAACAGCAAUUGCUCAUAAAAGUAUUACAAGGUCCACUGGAGUAAAAAAGAUGCCUGAAAAGAAGAGAAAAAAAAAAAAAUCAGAUAGUUCAUUUUUGUGGUGAUACCAGUUUCUUAUGACCCACUUUUUCUUCUGACCCUAACCACUCAGAGUUAGGUCAGAUCUCAAAGAUAAAGAGCACAAUCGUCCAGAGUCCAUGUCUCCUCAAGACCUCAGAUAUCAGCUGCAAGCUAGGGGGUCUGCAGGCCCCUCACAUCUGACCUGUUAACUCCCACAGCUCCCUGAGGUUUGAGAAUUUGCUAAAAUGACACACAGAAAUCAAUUCCAAUUUCAUUAUGGCAAAAAAGGAUCAAAAUGAAGAGACAUAUAAGGAAAGAUCUGGACAUGUCAUUGACUGCUAACCUAAGGGAUGGCAGUUUAAACCCACCUAGCAGCUCCUGGAAGGAAGGCCUGGCAAACUGCUUCCAUAAACAUCACAGUCAACAAAACCAUGUGGAGUAGUUUUACUCCGUAAGACAUGGAGUUGCCAUGAGUUAGAGUCAAAUGGACGGUUUUUUGAGGGGAGGUUCAAAACUCAGCUUGUCUACAUGGUCACUGUGGUGGGGAACCUGGGCAUGAUUGUGAUCAUCAGGAUCAACCCCAAACGCCACACCCCCAUGUUCUUUUUCCUCAGUCACUUGUCUUUUGUUGAUUUCUGCUACUCCACUAUAGUUACACCCAAACUAUUAGAAAACUUGGUUGUGGGAGACAGAACCAUCUCCUUCACAGAGUGCAUCACGCAGUUCUUCUUGGCUUGUAUAUUUGCAGUUGCAGAAACAUUCAUGUUGGCAGUGAUGGCCUAUGACCGUUUUGUGGCAGUUUGUAACCCCCUGCUUUACACCGUCGUCAUGUCCCAAAAGCUCUGGGCAUCAUUAGUCGGUGGGCCCUGUGCAUGGGGUAUAGUUGCUUCCCUGACACUCACUUAUUUUCUCCUGACAUUAUCCUUUUGUGGCUCUACCAUCAUAAAUAACUUUGUCUGUGAGCACUCGGUUAUUGUUUCUGUCUCCUGCUCUGAUCCCUGUAUCAUCCAGGUGCUUUGUUUUCUCUUUGCCAUAUUCAAUGAGGUCAGCAACCUGGUGAUUAUCUUCGCUACACUUUUCAUUUCUGUAACUGUCAUAAAAAUGCCUUUCAAUGGGGGGCGCCAAAAAAUCUUCUCCACCUAUGCCUCCCACUUGACCGCCAUCGCCAUUUUCCAUGAGACUGUCCUGUUCCUCUAUUGUGUACCCCACUCCAAAACCUCAUGGCUCAUAGUCAAAGUAGAAUCUGUGUUUUAUACAGUGGUCAUCCCCAUGCCGAACCCCCUGAUCUACAAACAAAGAUGUGAAGGAGACUGUCAGAAAGUUCAUGAGCCACCUAACACAAUCUUGAAGAUUUAUGUAUUUUUCUGGAAAGAGUUUGCUUUAUGAUGUUAAAAAUCAUUCAAUGUUUCUAGAAGAGAU
This is a messenger RNA of Loxodonta africana (African savanna elephant), 2864 nucleotides long. RefSeq names its product olfactory receptor 5D13-like. The record is from RefSeq and is a predicted model, not a curated record. The transcript has a single exon. Gene Ontology annotation, biological process: G protein-coupled receptor signaling pathway; sensory perception of smell. Gene Ontology annotation, cellular component: membrane. Lineage: Eukaryota; Metazoa; Chordata; Mammalia; Proboscidea; Elephantidae. Bases 1974 to 2831 code for a protein of 285 amino acids. Gene Ontology annotation, molecular function: G protein-coupled receptor activity; odorant binding; olfactory receptor activity.